This is a messenger RNA of Lotus japonicus, 1759 nucleotides long. RefSeq lists its product as uncharacterized. The transcript has 5 exons. The record is from RefSeq and is a predicted model, not a curated record. NCBI's taxonomy places the organism in Eukaryota, Viridiplantae, Streptophyta, Magnoliopsida, Fabales, Fabaceae. The coding region runs from base 287 to 1357 and encodes 356 amino acids.
AUACAUUACCACAAUAGCAAAAAAACAAGCAUAAAUAAAAAGCACUAACUUAGUCGGCAAAUAUAGUCAAAUACAACAAACCUGAACAGUCUCUUUCUUCUUCUACUUUCUCUUUCUCUUGAAAUUGAAAUUCAAAAAAGUGAGGUGAUGAGUCAUGAUAUAAUAAUAAUACCAUAGUCGCCACCACCCUCUCUCUCUCUCUCUCUCUAUAUCUCAACUCACUCUCGCCGCCGCCACGCACCACCGCGCCUCGGGGCUGUCGCCGCCUUUAUGAAUCGGAGCAGCUAUGGGCGGAGUCACAUCAUCGAUCGCCGCCAAGUUCGCCUUCUUCCCGCCGCAACCGCCGUCGUACACGGUGGUGGCUGUUUCUGAAACCACCGCCGCCUCAGAAAGUUCUUCUCCUCCGCCGACGAGGUUUUCCAUUCCCGAGGUUCCGAGGAAGGAUAACGUGGAUGUGCUGAAGCUUCGGACUCGCCGUGGUAACGAAAUCGUGGCGAUGUAUGUGAAGUACCAUAAACCCACCUGCACCUUGCUCUACUCUCAUGGAAAUGCCGCUGAUUUGGGUCAGAUGUUUGAGCUCUUCGUUGAAUUGAGCAACAGGCUUCGACUCAAUGUUAUGGGUUAUGAUUACUCUGGUUAUGGGCAGUCCACAGGAAAGCCUACUGAAUGUAAUACAUACGCAGAUAUUGAUGCUGCUUAUAAAUGCCUAAAAGAGCAAUAUGGGGUGAAAGAUGAAAAAUUGAUAUUGUAUGGUCAAUCUGUUGGUAGUGGUCCCACGCUUGAUCUUGCCUCACGGGUACCGGAAUUGAGAGGUGUUGUGUUGCAUAGUCCAAUUUUGUCUGGGCUCAGAGUACUAUACCCUGUAAAACGGACAUAUUGGUUUGAUAUUUUCAAGAAUAUUGAUAAAAUUGGUAUGGUCAAAUGUCCUGUAUUGGUUAUACAUGGGACAUCAGAUGAAGUUGUAGAUGUGUCCCAUGGCAAGCAACUCUCGGAGCUUUCCAAGGUAAAGUAUGAACCCUUAUGGGUAAGUGGUGGUGGACAUUGUAACCUUGAGCUUUACCCAGAAUUCAUUAAACAUCUAAAGAAAUUUGUACUAUCAAUUGGAAAAUCUAAAGCAACUGCAAAUGGUUCCUCUGAAAAGGAUAGAAAAGAAUCUGAGAAUCAAGGUAAAGAUAGCAAAGAAUCAGAAAGUGGAACUUCAUGUACAACAGAAUUGAGUACAGAACAUCCUGAAGUUUCUAGAAACAGUUUAGAUAGCCGUCUUGAAAAGUCUAAAAAAUCAGACAAACCAGAAAAAUCUCGAAUGAGCACAGACCACGUUGAUAGGUUUAGGAGAAGAAAGAGAUUAGUUUGGUAGUCUCUAACAGGAAUUGUAUCCAGAAUAAUGCAUCUGGUAGUGUCCACUUGGCUGUUAAUUUAAUCCACUCAGAUAACGAUGCCAGUUCUAAAAUGAAUAUAUCGAGUUAUUCUGUUUUAUUACCUUGACACUUCGGUAAAAAUGUCGAAGCCAUGUGUUUGUGAUCACUAGUUCAAGUUUUGGAAACAGCCUCAUGUAAAGAUGUACAAUAGACUGAGUGGUCGGACCGUGAGCAUAGCAUAGCGGGAGCUUUCAUGUUCCGCUUUUAUUCUGCUUUAUUUCCUCCUUCAUAUCCACAAGUCAGCUGUAUGUUAAAUGGUUGAAAGUAAUUUGUAUUUGUAUGGCCUGUAAAAUCAACAUCUUGAUCUAUAUGCAAUCAUGAAGAUAAUUUGUUUUAGUAAA